Molecule: messenger RNA, 399 nt
Organism: Paramecium octaurelia
Lineage: Eukaryota; Ciliophora; Oligohymenophorea; Peniculida; Parameciidae
Source: the annotation of a GenBank genome assembly
AUGUGUCAUAGAACACCAAUAUUAAAUUUUAAUGUUUCUUAUAAGUGUAUAUAUAUAUAUAUAUAUUAAGACUUUACACAUGUGUCGUCAAGAUGGUUACUCUAAUUAAUCAGGGUGAAUGGGAAGUUUGGCUUGAAAACUCAAAAUGCCGAAGGAGUAAGGUUAUUUUUUCUGAAUUAAUAGCCAUAGCUUUUAGAAGAAGUAAUCUAACCUAAUAAUAGGAGAUAUUAUCAUCAGAAGAUGCUUUUAUAUUGGACAAUCUUCCAUUAAACCAAAUGAUGUUUGGCUGCAUAUUGCAGCAAUCUCGUUUUCCUCAGUCCAGUGAUCCAGUUAAUAACUAAUUCAAUAGUCUGGAGCCUGAUAUAAAGGAAGUUUGAGAUAGAGCAUCCUACCAGCCUU